Mugil cephalus (flathead mullet) is the source of this 2793-nucleotide messenger RNA. It is a transcript of the gene bmp5, whose product is annotated as bone morphogenetic protein 5. The transcript is spliced from 7 exons. Lineage: Eukaryota; Metazoa; Chordata; Actinopteri; Mugiliformes; Mugilidae. The record is from RefSeq and is a predicted model, not a curated record. Gene Ontology annotation, molecular function: cytokine activity; growth factor activity. Bases 523 to 1893 code for a protein of 456 amino acids. Gene Ontology annotation, cellular component: extracellular region. Gene Ontology annotation, biological process: SMAD protein signal transduction.
UGUGGGAUGGACUCAAAAGGGCAACUAUAGCCCCCAAUACACAGGGGGAGGAAAAAAGAAAAAAGAAAAGAAAAGUGCGAGCCGGGGCAUGAGUCGAGUGCUUCUCUUUGCUCAUUUUUUGACACAGUUCAACACAUUUCAUCCACUUGGAAACUCCGGGUUAUUCCUCGAACGUUAUGGGCGUACCUACGCGCUUUUUCAUCACAGAGGAGUAAGGUGAGGGUCACAGCUCCAUAAAUACUUGGUGUGGCUGAGACUUUGGAUGGACCCCGGAGGAGUAAAUACUGCAGGAGGAACCUCGCACGCAGGACAGGAGCGGCGAUUUUUCUGCAAGCUGAUACCUCAUUUGUAGACAGGCAGACUGCUGUAAAGCCUCCUCAGUUACCACCGUGAGAGUUGUGGUGCCUCUGGCUAAUAUGGAAAGUCUAUGAUUCCGUAUUGGCAGAUACAUGUAUGAUUUUCCUUUUCUCUCAGAGUGCGAUGUAGUCAACCCUCACAUCUCAAAGUGAGCUAUUUGUCAAGAUGACAGCGCUUACACCUUUGAACCGAGCUGUACUUGGACUUGCGUGGAGCUGCUUGAGUUUUCUGUCCUGCGCGCAUUGCGGUUUGAGUGACAACCAUGUGCACUCCAGUUUUAUUUACAGGAGGUUGCGCAAUCACGAACGCAGGGAGAUCCAGAGAGAGAUCCUCUCCAUCCUGGGCUUGCCUCACCGUCCGAGGCCCUUCUCUCCCGGGAAGCAGGCGUCCUCCGCGCCGCUGUUCAUGCUCGACCUUUACAACGCCAUGGCCGUGGAGGAGGAGGAGAGCGCGCAGCAGGCUGCGGGGAAGAGCUUCGCUGCCAAGGCUCAAGGGCACUCCAGGAAAAGUUACUACAGCCCGCAGCAUGCCGGCUACUCCCGUGUGGCACAGCCCUACCGAGCGGCGCCUCUGCUGGGCCACAGCCCCGCGCUCACCACGGCGCAGGACACCAACUUUCUCAAUGACGCAGAUAUGGUCAUGAGUUUUGUCAAUUUAGUGGAGAAAGAUAAAGAUUUUUCUCACCAGCGAAGACACUACAAGGAGUUCCGUUUUGAUCUGACUCAGAUCCCAGACGGAGAGGCCGUGACUGCGGCGGAGUUUCGGAUCUACAAGGACCGCAGUCAUGCCCGCUACGACAACAUUACCCUGAAGGUUUCCAUUUAUCAGGUCAUCAAGGAAUACCAGAACAAAGAUGCAGAGACGUUCUUGCUCGACUCCAAAAAAGUCCAGGCAUCCGACGGGGGCUGGUUAGUGUUUGACAUAACAGCCACCAGUAACCACUGGGUCAUGAACCCACAGCAGAACCUGGGCCUGCAGCUCUGUGUGGAGACUGUAGAUGGACGAAGUAUCAACAUAAAAUCUGCUGGAAUCAUCGGGAGGAACGGGCCCCAGUCCAAACAGCCGUUCCUGGUUGCUUUCUUUAAGGCCAGUGGGGUGUUGCUCCGCUCUGUCAGAGCUGCCGGUGGGAAGAAAAAGAACCACAAUCGCAAUAAAUCUGGCAAUCAACAAGAAUCAUCAAGAGCACCAAAAACUGGAGAUUUCAACACCAGCGAACAGAAGCAGGCCUGCAAGAAGCAUGAGCUCUACGUCAGCUUCCGAGACUUGGGUUGGCAGGACUGGAUCAUUGCACCGGAGGGCUACGCGGCUUUUUACUGCGACGGCGAAUGCUCGUUUCCCCUCAAUGCCCACAUGAACGCGACGAACCACGCGAUCGUGCAAACGCUGGUCCAUUUAAUGUUUCCUGACAAUGUGCCAAAGCCGUGCUGCGCCCCGACCAAGCUCAACGCAAUAUCGGUGCUUUACUUCGACGACAGCUCGAAUGUUAUCCUGAAGAAAUAUAGAAACAUGGUAGUUAGAUCUUGUGGGUGCCAUUAGUGCUUUAAUUUAUGCAAUGUGGUGUGGGAUUUGCUGGAAAACACAUCUGGCGCAGGUGUGAUGUGAUGUACAGUAUUAUGUAUAUAAAGUUUUAUUACCUAAUUUAUUUUCCUUUUUUUAAAAGAAAAAAAUAUAGCACUGAAUAUUGUGAUAUUUAAAUGAUUAGGGCAAAAUGUUGAUUUUAUUUUACAUCAGCUAUCAUCCGUGUCCAUUGGCAUAUACUCUUUGUCUUGUUAGGUCUGUAUGAUUAUGAGUAAACUAUUCACUGGAUUCUGCUCGUUUUUCUCCUUUCGUAAUGUAAGAUGUGGUAUUGAUGCUAUACUUCAAUGCUAUUAUCCUUCGUCAUUUCAGUAACGGACCAACAGUCGUACAGAAUAUACAGCACCGUCACAAAAUACAAAUGCAUUUGAGAAACAAGCGACGUCUUUUAGUGCUGACAAUGCAGGCUGUUGGAAAUAUUUUCAAUCAAAUUGGAUCUCUGGUUUAAAAAAAAAAAGAAAGAAACCAGUGAGUGUUCCCUAAUGUAAACCACACUGCCCAAAGCUAUUUUCAAGCUGUCACCAUCUUUCAGCAUUAAUACUGCUUCACCUUUUCCAAGCCAGCUUUUUUUUCCUUCUUCUUCUUCUUUUUUUAUACAAGUGUGUUCACAAAAAGGGGAUUAUGUCAGUCUGGAGUGUAUAAUGUUUAGUGUUCACUUAUGAAAGCUUUAUAAAUUAUGUCAUUUUUAUCAAUGUUAUGUUACGUUAAUCUCUCCCAUAAACACUGUGUCUCGUUUCUCUGUGGUCUCUGUCCUAGCUGCGAACAUCUUUGCUCCGCGUUAAUUGUAGCUUUGGUUAUGGGAGUAUAUCUUAUUGUAGAGUGUUGUGUAUUUUAAUAAAUGUACCACUUGAAAGUUUUGAU